GAAAAUCAGUAACAUUUACCACAUAUAUAAUUUUCCUCAAAAUUAUUAUAGAUUUUAUUUUUAUCGAAAAUGAAAUUUAUUCUGUACUUUAUGGCUGUAAUUGUACUGGGCACCAGUAGUCAGUCUAGUUUAGUGGGGUGGAUUUUAGGCAGGGAUAGCUCUCCUUUUAAUAUAUUGAAUAGUGAAAAACAAUUUGACAAACUUAUGACUGCAACAAAUGAAGAACAUAAGAUAGAAGCAUAUGACCCAAAUGAGAAUGCCAUGGAAGCGAAAUCUGAUAUUCCAUUUGAGCUUAGUGUGGCAGAUGAGAAGUUCAUUGCAGAUGCACAAAAAUACACUGAUCUAAGUCUAAGUGAGCUGGAUGUCUGCCAACAUAAAUUGAUCCUCCAACUGAAACAAGACUGUAAUGAUCUAUCAGAGGAGGAUCUAUCGAAGUUGGGAGUUAACCUUCUGAACUGCCAGUCAAGGCUCGAAGGAAGAAAGGUCUUUCCAUGCACAUCUUUAAUGUCCUUGAAAGAAUGCACUAGUGAAAUGGACUCUGACACAUGGAAUGCAUACCAUAUUCUUUCAAAUAGAGCAAGAUCAGUUUGCUAUGGAGCCAGGCAACAACAAUUCCGAGCCUUGACUCAAAUGACAGUCAACAAACUUAUGGCUAGUUCGAGCCAACAGUUGGGAUUUAUCAGAGAACUCAAGGCUGAGCAAGAGGAACUAGGAUCAUUGGCUGCAGAUACUUUGACAUCUUUAACCAAAGGUCAAGAGCAGCUAUUGGAGCAGCAAGAGCACCUAAAAGCCACCCAGCAGAUAGCUUCACAACAGUUAAGCAGCACAAUUAGAGAACUGUCAAGAGAGCGCGCUGCUGCCUAUGCAGGUCAGCGCCAACUUUCCGCCCUAAGUGAUUCGUUAAAAGAAACUUUGGAUCAAGCCGCGCAGUUGGCGAUGGAACAAGAAAACGAACGAAAGGUAGCACAACAACAACUCCUGAAUUCUUUGAUGAAUAUUGAAGGACACGUAGGCGAAGUUUGGAACCAAUUAGAGGAAAGCGUAAAUAAAUUACUAACUCAACAAGAUCAUGCAGCGCAAAUGCAAACAGAAACUAUAGAAACGCUACAGCGACUAAACCAUACUUUUCAGUUUUUGUUGAGCGUAUCCGAGAACAGCCGAGAACAACUGAAUUGGAUUCAAAGCUUGGUUGCUAAUACUGAAAAAAAGGUCGGGAAGCUGUCGACCUGGGUUCUCCACGUCUGCUAUUUCCUCUUGGGCAUGUUGUUGUUAGCAUUCGUACAAGCCCCAUCGUACAUGCGGUGGAUAUUUUUGUUCUUGGUUCCUAUUAAUUUAUCAAUGGACCUUCAGCAAGGUGUUGCAAUGGAUGCUCCGGCCCUCGUAGGCCUUCUUUUUGUCGUUUCUACUGGUUAUCGAGUAUUCUUGUAUUUGAAAUCCCGCUGCAAGCCUAUUCCGCGCUCUGUUGAUAAGCCUCAGGAGAUCCAAUAUCGUUCUUCUACUCCAGAUGCGAAAGAGUUUGCGACGAGCAUUACGGACAAUACGGUGGAAGACCUGCUCGAGGGCUGCACUUUGCUGAAUGACACAUUCGAUGGAGAUCGUAGCAGCACGCCGCUGCCUUCCCCCUCGUUCGAAAUGUUCAUUUCGCAACAGAAACAUAAAAGCGUUCGUUCACUUCUACAAGACAGCAAGCUUGGUGAUACAAGUUUUGGAAGCGCUAUUCAUCGUCGCAGCCCUAGGAGAGCGAACACUUCGAAUUCGUUCAGGGAGCCUUCCCCUACUCGAUCUGUAGCUUCAAACAUCUCGAUCAAUCAGUCGAGAAGUGGUACACCGCGUCGACCGGCUACUCCUCGCCGCAAUUGCUCUGGAACAUGCGUAGACGGCUCUAGUUGCCGUAACGCAUGCAUGAGGGAUUCCGUAUUUUGCUGGCAGCACAAAUGAAUUACUUCUUCAAUAACUUGGAUUCAAUAUGUGUGCUUAUUAAAGCAACGACGAAGGAUGGCACCUGCGGCUCCAAUUCAAGGUAGGGCCCAAUUAUCCUCUCACUUCUUAUGCAUGAGCACGUGUUUUGAGGGAAACGAACGAGUUCUUUUA
Messenger RNA from Daphnia carinata, 2091 nucleotides. RefSeq names its product protein brambleberry-like. The coding region runs from base 70 to 1938 and encodes 622 amino acids. NCBI's taxonomy places the organism in Eukaryota, Metazoa, Arthropoda, Branchiopoda, Diplostraca, Daphniidae. The record is from RefSeq and is a predicted model, not a curated record. The transcript is spliced from 11 exons.